AUGACUAUAACUCUACAGGAUAUAGCAAUCCUUACAGGAUUGCCUAUUGAUGGCAAUGCAGUGUGCGGGCCAAUAAAUUUGACUUGGAGUACAGAAUGUCGUAAUUUACUUGGGGUGACACCACCUGAAACAGCAUUGAAAUUUGGUGGCCUUAAAAUAACAUGGGUAAGGGAUACAUUCUCAAACCUACCAGAGGGUGCCAAUGCUAUAACAACCCAACAACAUGCUAGGGCAUACAUGUUUCAGGUUUUGGCUUUACUAUUUGGAAAUAAGAGCCAAAGUAGAUUGCAUUGCUGCUUUCUCAAGCUGUUAGACGACUUUGGUGUAGCUGGGGAAUAUAGCUGGGGUAGUGCUACACUAGCUUACCUUUAUAAAGAGCUGUGUACUGCUGCUAUUAAAAAAAGCACGGAGAUUGCAGGUCCUGUUUUCAUAUUACAAUUAUGGGCAUGGGAGCAUCUUCCAUAUCUGACCCCAAUUCCAAUAAAUCCAACAAAUUUAAAUGGCGACGACCCAUACGGUUGCAGGUGGAAUACCAAAAGAACAUUCACUCAUACACCAAUGCAUGUUUUGCGUUCAUACCGUUCUAAUCACGAUACACAUAAUAAUAAACAGGUUAUUUGGACACUAUACGAUAACUAUAUGCAUCCAUGGUGUCUUGCAGAAAGAAAUAUAUGGACUACAACAGCGCCAUUGCUGUGCUUCCAAAUUGUAGAGUAUUACCAUCCAGAAAGAGUCAUGCAACAGUUUGGGUUGUUGCAAAGAUGUCCAAGGUGGCCUAUAGACAAUUUGGAUAAAUCUGUGCAUUGUAUAAAGUUGACAGGAAAGUCCACUGUCAAUUGGAGAAUGCAGCAUGACCAAUACUACGAGCGUUGGAAUAUGCGAGCUGAACUUCUAGUUGGAGAUGACCAUUUUGAUUCAAGUGUGGACUAUGCAACAUGGUACCAGCAAAAUGGUCACCUAUUCACAACACCAGAGGCGGCUGCCCAUAUAUACCAGCAAACUGAGGUCAAUAAAAUGUUAAAUUUAGCUGUUGCAAAUCAACAGAGGAAUGAUCUCACAGCACAGCAAGUCCUUCCACCAAUAGUAGAGGGCCUUACUCGACUGAAGUUAUCAAUGGAAGCAAAUAUUUCCUCCGUCCCUACUGAAAGGGUGACAAACUUCAGGCGACGACAAAGGCGCCAAGGAAGAUAG
This is a messenger RNA of Quercus lobata, 1191 nucleotides long. Its product is annotated as serine/threonine-protein phosphatase 7 long form homolog. Gene Ontology annotation, biological process: meristem development; meristem maintenance. NCBI's taxonomy places the organism in Eukaryota, Viridiplantae, Streptophyta, Magnoliopsida, Fagales, Fagaceae. Bases 1 to 1191 code for a protein of 396 amino acids. The record is from RefSeq and is a predicted model, not a curated record. The transcript is spliced from 4 exons.